Molecule: messenger RNA, 1989 nt
Organism: Truncatella angustata
Lineage: Eukaryota; Fungi; Ascomycota; Sordariomycetes; Amphisphaeriales; Sporocadaceae
Exons: 3
Coding region: 165-1853 (562 amino acids)
Source: RefSeq, a predicted model, not a curated record
CGAUCGUUGGGUGUGCACUCCUAACUGUUAGCUUAACCUGUUACACCAUGAAUUUCCGACCCUGCGGACAUGUGAGCUUAUAAGUCAUUCUUGAAGGCUUACAACAGAACAAAUUUUGCUUUAUCUUAAAUCGGGUGUCAAGCCCAUGUUUUUGGCAAUUCUCCAUGUUCACAUUCAGCCUUUUCAUUCUAAUCACCGUUGCAGCAAUGUUUGGGGGCGUGUUCACGUUGUCGCGUGCGCAGAAGCCCAACACGGGUCGCAGCCGUACACGAAACCCAAUUACCGGCGAUCACACUGAGUUCUACGGAUCGCAGGUUGGAGGCAAGUCAGUCAUUAACUAUGGCUAUACUGAUAUGCCUCUAAAGUUGUUAAUGUGGGAUAUGCGAACAUUUUUUACGUUUGCGUACGCCUUACCGUGGGUCGUGUGGCCGCUUAAGCCAAGCGAGGACUCUGGCGAAUUUGCCGAAUUGUCGCUCACGCGCGGGAAUGUAUUCUGCCUUUUGAUGCAUGGUAUUUUGAUCGCGCUUCAGCUCACUUUUAUACUGGUGAUUAUACCAGUCUGUGUAUUGCUCCCAGUCUGGAUCGCGGCUUUAGGCAUAGCAGGUUUCUUCGGUGUCAACUGGCUCGUCGUUCUCACACUGAACGGGAGCUCACCAACUUAUACAUCUGAUCCUAAAUACGCGCCGGCGUUACCCGAGCAUGCGCAUGAAAAAUGGAUUUUCAUUAACGGUGUUGCCGCUGGUGAGACCUGGAUGUUGAGCAACCUUAACCGUCUAGCGUUGACAUUCAAGAGGCCAAUCCUGGGUAUACACAACAAGACUACUGGAAUUAUAUUCGAUGUCGUUGAGUGUUUGAUACAGCGCAACUUUGGCUAUGCAACAGUUGACGUACGUGACGCGUACAAAGAAGUAAAGGAGCAUUUGUACAAUCCGGGCCUCUCCAAGGUCGUUUUCAUUCUGCAUUCGCAGGGAGGAAUUGAGGGUAGCAUGGUCCUCGAUUGGCUUUUGCAAGAGUUACCUCAAAAUCUCCUUGCAAAGCUGGAGGUAUAUACCUUUGGCAACGCUGCGAACCACUUUAACAAUCCUCACCGCCAUGUGGAAUCUCAAAAAGCAGAGCAAAAUGACCCUAGCUCUAUGAAUAUAGUUAAAACACCUGUUACGGAGGCCGCCCUUACCGACUCACCAAUAGAGCUCAAAGCGCCCGCUUUAAGUAAGCAAUCGUCAGCUGGUACCAGAGCUGCUUCGAAUACUAAACAUGCCCCUCCAACUCCACCAAACCUUGAGACAGAGGAACACCGCGCCCGUGUAUCUGUUGUACCAGCAGCAGAUCGGGCGAUCGGGCACAUUGAGCAUUAUGCGCACACGACCGACUUCGUUGCAUUAUGGGGCGUGCUUCACUUUGUGACGAACGAAAUGGCUAAUCCUCUUCUUCCACGUUUUAUUGGCCGUGUCUUCUCUCGAACCUCGUCGAGAGGUGGCCACCAAUUGGUCCAGCAUUAUCUAGAUGGCAUGUUUCCUCUCGAGAAAAAUGCGAAAGGUGAAUUUAUUGGCUGUAAGGAUAGCAAUGAAUUCAUGGAUAGUAUAGUAGAGCAUGCACAAGGUGGUACUGAACGGGAUGACGUGCGGGAGGGCAUUGAAAACAGCUGGGCCCUUAUUGGAGGCGACCACGACUCAGGAGCCACACCCGAGGUUGAGGUCCGUGGCAGUUUCCGUGAAGGCAAGCAUCACAAAGGCGAGAUGAGGGUCAAGGACUUGAGUCGGCUCUGGCUGUACAGAAAUGGUCGAAGUCCACCCGAAAUGCCCAAGAGCUUGCCACCAGAUUCAGAUGGCGUUGUCAGAGCCGGAACCUUGUGAUCAUUCAGCACCAGCAACAGCAUCAGCAUCAGCAUCAGCAUCAACAUAUGGCGUUCAUUUGGCCUUUCAGGUUGUGGUUUAUGCACGUAUACCCACUGGUAUACACACGUAAGGAGGGGCAAAAAUUCACACCCUA